AACUCUGUUUUCAUAUCAACUAAUAACCAACUAUCCAUUCUCUUUCUUUUUUCAUAUCAACUAGAGAGAACCAAAUAUGAAGCCAAUCUCCGAUAUCAACGAAAGUUUUGAGAAGCAGCUGAAGUAUUUAACUUCAGAUGUGAAGCAAAUACAAGACAACUUGUUAGAGGAGAUAAUCACACCCAACACCAAAACAGAGUACCUCCAACGUUUUCUCAUCGGUAGGUUCGAUAAGGAUCUUUUCAAGAAAAACGUACCGAUCGUGACAUAUGAAGAUAUUAAGCCUUAUCUGGAUCGUGUCGUUAAUGGAGAGUCAUCCGAUGUUAUAUCGGCUCGACCUAUUACCGGUUUCUUGCUAAGUUCGGGAACUUCUGGAGGAGCACAAAAGAUGAUGCCAUGGAACAACAAGUACUUGGACAACUUGACUUUCAUCUACGAUCUUCGUAUGCAAGUUAUAACCAAGCAUGUGAAAGGUGUGGAAGAAGGAAAAGGGAUGAUGUUUCUCUUUACUAAACAAGAAUCCAUGACUCCUUCUGGCUUGCCUGCUCGAGUCGCAACCAGCAGCUAUUUUAAGAGUGACUAUUUCAAGCACCGGCCAUCGAACUGGUACUACUCGUACACGAGCCCUGAUGAAGUCAUCUUAUGCCCUAACAACACCCAAAGUCUGUACUGCCAUUUGCUCUGUGGCUUAGUCCAAAGAGACGAGGUUGUGAGAACGGGUUCCAUCUUUGCUUCAGUCAUGGUCCGAGCCAUCGAGGUUCUUAAGAAUUCUUGGGAGGAGUUGUGUUCAAACAUCCGAUCGGGCCAUCUCAGCAACUGGGUCACAGACUUGGGUUGUCAAAGCUCUGUUUCUUUGGUCCUUGGAGGGCCACGUCCUGAAUUAGCAGACACGAUUGAAGAAAUAUGCAACCAAAAGUCUUGGAAAGGUAUAGUCAAAAGAUUGUGGCCAAACACCAAAUAUAUCGAAACUGUUGUUACCGGUUCAAUGGGACAGUACGUUCCCAUGUUGAACUACUAUUGUAACGACUUGCCUCUCGUUUCAACAACUUACGGUUCUUCAGAGACUACCUUUGGGAUCAAUCUAGAUCCUCUGUGCAAACCUGAAGAUGUUUCUUACACUUUCAUGCCCAACAUGUCUUAUUUUGAGUUCAUACCAAUGGAUGGAGACAAUAACGAUGUGGUCGACCUUGAAGAUGUGAAACUUGGGUGCACUUAUGAACCCGUGGUCACAAAUUUCGCCGGCUUGUAUAGGAUGAGAGUGGGAGAUAUUGUAUUGGUGACUGGUUUCUACAACAACGCGCCUCAGUUUAAGUUUGUAAGAAGAGAAAACGUCGUCUUAAGCAUCGAUUCUGAUAAAACUAACGAAGAAGAUCUGUUUAAGGCUGUGAGUCAAGCGAAGCUCGUACUCGAGUCAUCAGGUCUCGAUCUGAAAGACUUCACCAGUUAUGCUGACACCUCAACAUUUCCCGGUCACUACGUGGUUUACUUGGAAGUAGAUACCAAAGAGGGAGAGGAGAAGAAGACGGCACAGUUUGAGCUCGAUGAAGAGGCACUCUCCAUGUGUUGUUUGGUAAUGGAGGAGUCGCUUGAUAAUGUUUACAAGAGAUGUCGAUUCAAAGACGGAUCGAUCGGGCCUCUGGAGAUAAGAGUGGUGCGUCAAGGAACGUUUAUUUCUCUCAUGGACUUCUUCAUCUCACAAGGUGCUUCCACUGGGCAAUACAAGACUCCCAGAUGCAUUAAAUCAGGGAAAGCCUUGCAAGUACUGGAGACAUGUGUGGUAGCCAAAUUCUUCAGUUCUUGAUUGUUCUUCCUUCCCUGGAUUACAGGUUCAAGUGAUUUGUUUUUUGUUUUGUUUUUUUUCUUUUUGAUAAAAGGGUAUGGUUCAAGUUAUUUGUUGUGAUUUCAGUGUGUACUAAUCACAAUUAGUGAGAAACCAUUUGAGAAAAAUGGAGAUGCUCUAAUUUGUCUGAAUGUUUGUUUAUAUUUUCUAAUAUAUAAUAUUGAUUCAGUC
Arabidopsis lyrata subsp. lyrata is the source of this 2011-nucleotide messenger RNA. RefSeq names its product 4-substituted benzoates-glutamate ligase GH3.12. Gene Ontology annotation, molecular function: acid-amino acid ligase activity. NCBI's taxonomy places the organism in Eukaryota, Viridiplantae, Streptophyta, Magnoliopsida, Brassicales, Brassicaceae. The transcript is spliced from 4 exons. The record is from RefSeq and is a predicted model, not a curated record. Gene Ontology annotation, cellular component: cytoplasm. Bases 77 to 1801 code for a protein of 574 amino acids.